Messenger RNA from Lingula anatina, 4405 nucleotides. RefSeq lists its product as uncharacterized. Lineage: Eukaryota; Metazoa; Brachiopoda; Lingulata; Lingulida; Lingulidae. The record is from RefSeq and is a predicted model, not a curated record.
ACAAGAUUACUGAUACAUCAGAAAACAUAGUACAUGAAAUAAAAGUGUCACAGGCUUGUUGCUUGAAUGACGUUACUGUGGAAACAUUAUCAGAUGAAAACAAUGUGGCACAAGUGUUGGUGUCUGUAAUUUCACUGGAACAGUUAUCAGACACAGAUGAGAUGCCUGGGGCAUCUUUCAUCAGGGAGGAUGAUUUCUCCUUGGAACUGUUAUCAGUGUUGAAUGGAGAGGAGGGGGAGGAAGAAAGGAUAGAUGGAAUGGGUCAAUCAGAUGUUUUCACUGAAGGGCAAGUUUCAGUGGUUGUGUCUGAAAAGAAGGCACUGACAGAUUCCUCUCUAACAUCUCCCAGUGAUAAGCAUCCCUCGGGACAGUUAUGUCUGUUAGAUGGCAGUGAUAAGCUCGAGGGAGGGGACAAAGUAUUAGAUGGAGUUGGUGGUGAAGACUUUGUUGGCACUGAAAAUAAGGUUUCACUAACAGCGUCAGAGAAAGAGAUUCUUCAGAAAUCCUCAGCUGCAGAUGAGGUGUUUUUGUUGGAAAAGACCAUAGACAGAACUAACAUGCCAGAAGUCCUUUGUUCAAGAGAUGUAGGGUUACCAUUGGGUCAUUUAGUAAAUUGUAUUGCAAAUGAGGAGGAAGAGGAGGAAAUAUUUGAUUCAAUUGAAGUAAAGUCUAACUGUGCUGAAGAACAAGCUUCCAUCAGUUCAUCUGAUGAACAGUUACCACCAAUGUUGUCGACUCUGUGUAAACAGUUUCUGAUUCAACAACUAUCAGAUAAAUCUAAGAUGCAAGGACCUCCAGCUGUAAAUGAGUUUCUGCUGAAUGGAGAUGAUGGUUAUUGGGGAGAGAAUAAAAUAUUAAAUGGAGAUUUAGAAAAAUCUGUUUGCUAUGAGAGAGAGGUGACAUUUCUGCUGUGCGAAAAAAAUAUGCAGCAACGUGAGUCCUCUAAGGGGGAACAAUUAACAGUCAAAACUGGAACUCCUGAGGUCACUUCUUCAACAGUUCAAGUAUCCCCAGUGAUAAUAGAGACAUUAGGGACUGGAGUUUGUAAUGAUAGCAGAGAGAGUGAGGUAUCUGGUGGUAGUAGUAGUGCAGAGUAUGAUGACAGCAACAUAAAGAUCUCACUGAAACAAUCAGGAAUAGAGACAGAGAGCGAGAUAUCUGAUGAACAAUCAGGAAUAGAGACACAGCAAGAAACUUCAGCAGUGGAUGACAAGUUUCCUUGGGAUCUUUUAACUUUAUUGAUUGAGGAGGAGGAGGAAGAUGACAAAGAAGAGAGAAUGAUAUUGAAUGAGGACGAAGAUGAUGAUGACAAGGAAGAGAGGAUAACAUUAAAUGGUAUUGAAGAACACGUUUCAGAUGCUGGGUCUGAAAACACAAUGCUACCAGACUCUCCGCGAGGACUUAACCUGGCAUUGAAAAGAUUGGCGCAAAAAAUCAAAACAUGGCAAGAUGGUUCCACAGAGGAAUCUUUAACAAAGAAAACUAAACUGUCACAGGCUGCUUCAUUGAGGGAUGGAUGUGGAUAUUUACUGGAGCAGCAUACGUCACAGAAUGGAGGAGAAAAUGGCAGUGAGAGGGACUCUGGACAGUCUGAGAACAUUUUAGAUGCACGGGAAUUAAUUUGUAAUGGAGAGCAGGAUUGGGUGACGUUGUCAGAGAAAUUUGAGAAUGGAGGUAAAGCUGACUGCAGUGUCAUUGAUGAGGACUCCGGUAUCCAUAUAGACCCAGUUUUGCUUGAGAUCGAGUACAUCUUGAUGAAGCUGAACAGUAAUGACAAGGACCCCAAGACGGAAGCAGCCAUGACAUCUGUAGCCACAGACGAGAAGCAGGAUAUGAGUAAAAAUGGCGACCCCUCCCCGCAGCCUUCCCAUAAUGCACGGCCUGGAUCUGGGCUGCGGAAACAGCUGCCACCUGUUCCUGACUCUGAAACUCAGCUCAAUUUAGCUUCCAAAAUGAUUGACAAGAAGACGUCCACGCCCAAAGGGAAUCACAGCUAUGGGCCUUUCUUCUUAGAGUAUUCCUUAUUAGCAGAAUAUAAUCAGCUUCAGAAGCAGAAGUUGCCUGGUGUGUAUGUGAUUCCGUCUGCCAAGUCUGCACUGUUCUGGAAUGGAGUGUUGUUCAUCAGGCAAGGUCUGUACCAGGAGGGCAUCUUCAGGUUCUCCCUGUUUAUACCAGAGAAUUACCCAGACGGGGACUGUCCAAGGUUGGUGUUUGACCCGCCCGUAUUCCAUCCAGUUAUCAAUCCUGAGUCAGGGGAACUCGAUGUCAAAAGAGCUUUUCAGAAGUGGAGGCGAAAUGUGAACCACAUUUGGCAGGUUCUUCUAUAUGCAAGAAAAAUAUUCUACAAAAUUGACACCAAGAACCCCUGGAACCCAGAGGCAGCUGUAUUAUAUGAACAAGAUUUAGACCUAUACAAACAUAAGCUAGCAGAAAGUAUAAAACUGUGCAAAGAUAGGUUAUACGACCCUCCCGAGUCUGAUGACCCCCAUGCUAUACGGUUUAGUGAGUGGGAGCCAUCAGUUCAUGAGAGCACCAGAGAUCAGUUGCUCCACCCAAAGGAAGUGAAAAAAAAGACCGAUGACGGCAGCAAGAAUGCGCAGACGUCGGGACUUUCCUGGAUGACAAAUGGUAGCUCUGAAAUCUUCGCCAAAGAGGAGGACAGCACUGAUGUUAUUACUUCUCUUAGGAAGAGCCGAGAUUCUUAGCAGGAUAGGAGACAUAUUGGUCUUUUUUUCCCCUCACAUAUAUGAAGAAAAAAUGACAAUGAGGAAGAAUUUGAUAUUGGCAUGUCAUUUUUGCAAGUGCUACCAUAGUUAUGCAGUCUUCUGCUUGUUCAGAAAGCUGACACUGUGCAGGAGGCGUUUUCUUCUAAAAAGAAAAGCUGGAAGUAAAACUGGGAUUUGCCAGUCUCUGGUUGUGUGUAAAACAGAGAAUUCAGCUAUGUGGAAGAGAAUGUGGAUAAAUAAUAAGGCUUGUUAUAUUUCAGUUUGUGAACCGUGCACAUAAGGAUUCAAAACUCUGCCAGUGUGUGAAUCUGAUAAAAACGAGCCAUGUUGAAAAGUUUGUCAAUUAAAACAAACUGCCAAUACUGUUAAUCAAGAACAAAGUACUGAGGAAGGUAGUUGUUUUGUGAUUAAUCAAGCCUGAAAAAAUAGGAAGGAUUGCUUUGCAAUAGAAUGACGCUCAAUUAUAGCAGCAUGGACUCUCAGGCUUCAGGGUUGACCCUCUCUUCUUGAGUUCACUGUCCAAGAGGACUGCUGAGUUGUAAAAUAUGUUACAAUAUUUAUUAAGUUGCAUUGCUUUACUAUUCUCAAUACAUCACUAGGCUUCAAUCACCCGCCUCUUUGGUUCCUUGGUUUGCUUCUGUGUUUAAGUCCCAAAAGGGCGGUUACAUUUAUUAAACUUUUUUAAAAAGAAUAAAAGAAAAUGAAAGGUUCUGUUGCCUUAAACAGGUUUGUCAAGGAGAGGUUGGUGCUCAGCAGGGAAACCUUUGAUGAAACAAAAUGAUCUCGUCUUGCGAAAAAGUUCAAUUUUAGAUGAGCAUCAUGCAUCUUGUUUAUUGUUUAUUGGUAAUUAGACUUUAUUUAUUUUUGACAGAUAAAAAGACAGAUUUAUGCAUGCAUUCUCAAGAAUUCUGAUUGGUUCAUCGUUUCUUUACUAUGGGCUCGGAUUUAUUUUAAUUAAUUACUGCUCAGACAAGCACCAGUUUAACUGACCUCUGUGAUCCAAGUUUUGUUAACUGGUCUCUUUUGUGGUUAAAAGUGCGGUGAUAAUUAAAGCUUUUGGCCUGAGCACAAGUUGAGCUUCUUAACUGUCAUUGCCACAAAAACUUCUUAUAGCUUGUAUGAGCCGCAAAACAACCAUUUGUUGGGGAAUGUGCAUUGUAUACUUACCAGAAUUGAUGAUUGAAUAAAACGGCCCCCUCCCCUCUUAUGAGAAUGAACUGCUCCACCAUCUUAUUACCAGUACACCAAAGUGGGCUUGCUCAUUUCUUGUGGAGGGGGGCAGGUCAUCACGGGGUAUUACUGGAGUUAUGUAUAUACCUAUUCCGUAAUUGUGUAGUAAAUUAAGAACAGACGGUGAGAAGUGUGCUUACUUGUGCUACAUUUUAUAUAAUGAUGGAUGCAAGAACAGACAGGAUCAAGUGAACAGUUUUCUUUAGAUGUUGUGUCCACGAGUCCAGAAAAAAAAAUCAGUUUUCUUUUUUGCUUAGAAAAUUGUCCAACUCCAAGAGGGCUUUUUUUUUUUCACUACAUGCUAUCACCCCUAAUCUGUUCUCACUGAAAUACUGGAUGAGCUGAAAGGUAAAUACAUUUUAUUGGACUUAAGAUUUAAAUGAAAAUAAUAUAUUUGGCAAGUUGUGUGAAUAACAUCAACCGUUCUGUAAACUGUUGAAAGAAAUAGU